Molecule: messenger RNA, 480 nt
Organism: Miscanthus lutarioriparius
Lineage: Eukaryota; Viridiplantae; Streptophyta; Magnoliopsida; Poales; Poaceae
Source: the annotation of a GenBank genome assembly
AUGGCCAUGCCGGCCGGCGAACCGCUGGUGUGCGUGACCGGAGCCGGAGGCUUCAUUGCGUCGUCGCUCGUCAAAGAGCUGCUCCAGCGUGGCUACCGCGUGAGAGGCACCGCAAGGAACCCUGAUCAGAACAUCCAUGUUGAAUUAUUACAGAACUAUUACUGCUUCGUGAAGACGGUUGCUGAGAGAACAGCCAUGGAGGAGGCAUCCAAGAGAGGGAUACACCUGGUGGUGGUCGUGCCGGCGUUCACGCUAGGUGAAACGCUGCAGCCGGCGCUGCACCUGGCGAUGUGCAUGCUCAUUGUCUCCUACACGAAGGGCACCAAGAAGGCCUACCCGAACACUGUCUCGGGUUUACGAAAGCCCAGCUACGCGGCUGCGCAUGGGCGCUACCUCUGCAUUGGCCAAGUGGUGCACCGGUCGGAGUUUGUUCACAUGAUGAGAGAGCUCUUCCCACAGUAUCCAAUUACCACCAAGUAA